Molecule: messenger RNA, 4825 nt
Organism: Monomorium pharaonis (pharaoh ant)
Lineage: Eukaryota; Metazoa; Arthropoda; Insecta; Hymenoptera; Formicidae
Gene: Rox8
Product: nucleolysin TIAR
Exons: 3
Coding region: 939-2120 (393 amino acids)
Molecular function (GO): RNA binding
Source: RefSeq, a predicted model, not a curated record
AAUAUUUCCAUUUGUGACAAGCGACGAAGAGAAGAAGACUCGUAUGCCUAGUAAGUUUUGCAAGGUCGAUGGUCUGCGUGGUUUUCGCGCUACCUGUUAUGAAAGUUCGACGGAUGGUAAAACACGUGUUUGUUGGGCGAAUUUCGAACGUCGGUAGAGUUUUGAUUUUCAAGUCAGGUUAAUUAAGUGGACGCGGGGGCGAGAGCGCGCGCACGCGCGCGCGUGCAAAAUUAUUCGCAGGACGUGUUUACACGAGUCUACGCGCUCUCUCGCGUUUGCACACGAGAAUCAGAGGGAAAGCGAGCCGAGCGGGUCGCGUAGCGGCGCGGCGCGGGGCGGCCAUUUUAUGUUAGUAUGACGUAGAGGCUGGGUGUAGCUUAGCGUUCUUAUUGUUGGUCGUGCGCGAGGAAAAAACUAACGGAUUGGUGUCUGAUAAGCUUUCAGAUGUUCAAUGGUAACAAGAGGCUGGCCGCGAAUGAUGUGAACUCGGCGUUUCCGCGGAUAGCCGUGUAUAGUGUGUGACGCGUGGAGGAUGAGAGCGUUGGACAGUCUCUGCGAGCUGAGACUGCUGCUGUGAGUGAGAAAGAGAAAGAGAGAGAGAAAGAAAGAAAGAAAGGAAGGAGGGCGAGAGCGGGAGGGAGAAAUUGUGUGCGCAAACGAGCGAAACGACGAGAAGAGCAAAACGAUCGAACGAACGAGACAACGCGAGAGAAUUCGGUAGUCGAGGUAGCGAGCGAAAAGUGAAAGUGCGUUCGCCGCGGUGGUGCGCGGCGGCGGCGGCGGCAGCAGCGGCAGCGGUGUAGUAGUGUAGUAGUAGUGGUGGUGGUGGUAGUAGUGGUGGUGGUGUGGUGCGUCCGUAGCGUAGUGCGUGCGUGCGUUCGUGCGUGCGCGCGCGAGUGAGCGAACUAACGAACGAACGAACGAACGAACGAACGAAUAUGAGCGAGGAAAGUAAUCCACGUACGUUGUACGUGGGCAAUCUGGACACGUCGGUGUCCGAGGACCUCUUGUGCGCGCUCUUCUCGCAGAUUGGCGCCGUGAAAGGAUGCAAGAUCAUUCGGGAGCCCGGCAACGAUCCAUACGCCUUCGUCGAGUUCACGAACCACCAGUGCGCGGCCACGGCAUUGGCCGCCAUGAACAAGCGUUCCUUCCUCGAGAAAGAGAUGAAGGUUAACUGGGCGACCAGUCCGGGCAAUCAGCCUAAACUCGACACCAGUAAUCACCAUCACAUAUUUGUCGGCGAUCUCUCGCCGGAGAUCGAGACGCAGACGCUCAAGGAGGCGUUCGCGCCCUUCGGUGAGAUCAGCAACUGCAGGAUCGUGCGCGACCCGCAGACGCUCAAGAGUAAAGGCUACGCGUUCGUCUCCUUCGUUAAAAAGUCCGAGGCCGAAGCGGCAAUUAACGCGAUGAAUGGCCAGUGGCUCGGCUCGCGCAGCAUCAGGACUAACUGGUCCACUAGGAAACCGCCACCACCGAGGUCCGAGAGGCCCCGCCACUCCAACAAUAGUAAACCCAACUACGAGGAGGUAUAUAACCAAAGUAGUCCAACUAAUUGUACCGUAUACUGCGGUGGCUUUACGAAUGGUAUCACAGAUGAGCUGAUAAAGAAAACAUUUUCCCCUUUUGGCACCAUUCAAGAUAUAAGAGUGUUUAAAGACAAAGGAUACGCUUUUAUCAAGUUUACUACCAAGGAGGCUGCGACGCAUGCCAUCGAAUCAACGCAUAAUACAGAAAUCAAUGGCAGCAUUGUUAAAUGUUUUUGGGGAAAGGAAAAUGGCGAUCCAAACAGUGUGGGUCCUAAUGCUAAUCACCAAGCUCAACAGGUGACAGCAGGAGCAGGACAAUACGCGUAUGGUUACGGCCAACAGAUGAGUUAUUGGUAUCCACAGGGCUAUCCGCAGAUGCAAGGACAAUUCUUGCAGCCUGCUCAAUACUACGGUCAAUAUUAUGGGCAACAGGCUCAAUAUAUGAAUAGCAUGAGGAUGCCCGCUCCAGGUGCGGGUGCCUGGCAACCGACACAACCCACCGCGGCACCUCCGACAGCGAGUGCGCCCUUGCCACCGGGUCAACAGCCCACUAUGGUAACAUACACCAUGCCACAUCAGUACCCUACGCAAUGAAACUGAUUAUUGACCAGCUAAUUGUUACAUACGGUCCUGGGGUUCGCGUGAAAAUCGUUCCGACAUAUACCUAUUUCAACAUUUACAAUUGAGCUAUUGGCGAGUACAAAUCCGUAAACUAAUCGUUAUUUCAACGAUUAAGAUGCGAUUUCGCCAAAAUCAAAUGUUUGUAAUAGAAAGAAGAAGAAAGAUAUGCAAUCGAUAUGUUAGUUUUUCUGUUUUUUUUUCCCGCACAACCGAUUCGUUCAGUAGCUAAGAAACGUUAUUAAUUUUUUUCUACGUUUUUUUGUCAUAGAUGCGCGUAACGUUACAUCGACAUUAUAAAAUCUGACGUAAUGACGAUAGUUUGCGAUAGCAAACCACCGCUGCGCGAUCUAGAAUUCAAAUGCUGGAAUUUGAUAAGAUUUCACGGUUCUACUUGGGCAUACACGAAACAUUGAAGCAGGUAUAUCUCCAAACUUUUCCUCGCGGCCCCUAAAACUCAACAGAGCCCCGCACCCGUUGUGCUGCGCAAGUGACGUAUGUAUGAGGCAAUUUUUUGCGUUGUUACCUUUUUAAUAUUUUUGCCAUUGACAUCUCAACUCUCACCCCUUUCUCUUCAAUCUCGGAUUGUCGAUGAACAACGCGCGCGACUAAUGCUGAUUUGAGAUAAAUAUGGAGAGUACCGCUAAUAUUGGACAUAGUAAGAUAGAAGAGAACGAUUAGCUAGACACGGCGCCUGUGAUGUAGCUAGACUUUGGACGCGUGUAUGCUAAGGUGUGCGGGGCUCCUUAACAAAUAAAUUUCUGCGAGAGUUGAGUAACGAGUUACAACUUUAUCUCGUUGUGUGAUAUUUAUCGUCGGUGGUUAAUGUAUAAAAUUUUGCUAUGAUUCUCUUCAGAGAACAAUAAUAAGAGGGGAAAAAAGAGCGGAUGCAUGUAUGUGUGUAUACGUGUGUGCGCGCACACGUGUGUGUGGAUUUUUUGCUAAAGACAUCGGUGAAUUGAGAGUCCCUUGUACAGAGAGUGCAAGCUCAAAUACGUUUAUUGCCGCGACGUUGUACGUUAAAUGGCUCACCGGCUCGCACUCUCUUCGUAUACCUCGUCUGUUACCAUGUUUUCGGUGUAUUUCGAACAUUAUACUCCAUCUACAAACGAGUAAAGGUCGCGACGUUGCGUUUACUUAGAUUUUCUUUGUUUUUUUCCGUACGGGAAUGUGUACUCAUUGUAGUUUGGAGGAAAGGAAUGAAUGUAGAGAUUGAUCGCCGUUAAAGGUACGACGAGUAUAGCUAAAGAUCCGAAGAGACAUCUCGGUAUUAACGUAUUCCGUCGUGUAUCGUAAUGUUAAUAACGCCUCGUCUCGUUUGUAUAGGCAACCGAAGAAUAAUAAAUAUAAUUUUAAGUUGAUAAUAAUAACGAUAACGCACGCAUAUCUCCAUCGGGAUAUUUCUCAAGGGACGAGUCAUUGAUAUCUUGGUCUCGGGAUUAAAACACAUGCAUGAAAAUCGAAAACGUAUAUUUGGUAUACUUGUUACGCGGAUGUCGGCAAUUGAUAUCUUGUUCUUGCAACAUAGCGUAGAUUCGAUUGACAAUCAAUCGUGAUGUAAUAUACAUACGUUUGCGAAUUAUUAUUGUAUUAUCGUAGUCUGUACAUGACACGAUUCAAUUCCUUCGUGUCUUCCAAGUUAACGUGUAACAAAAGUUCACGUAGCACAAUUAAUAGUGUACAGUGUUGCUUUUAUUCUCUUCGGUAUUCUCGCUAAUCGCUUAGGGCUCGGGUGAUUGGCCCUUUCAGGCUACCGAUCGAGGAAAACUUGACGUAUGUUAGUUAAUCAAAUAUGAUACAACCUAAUAUCAGGAAUCAGGAAUUUCAAACUAUGAAAGUAUCAACGCCAAUUGCCAAAUUAGCGCCAUGUCAGCUAGCAUAUGUAUCUCAAAGAUGGUGUUUAUCGUUCAUUGUUCAUUGCUCUUUUUUUUGUGCAAUUUAACAUUGUAGGAACGAAAUCGGUCUCAGAGUAUUUGUAGUUUUGCUGGCAGUUAUAAUCUGAAAUUUUACUGUAAAAUCAUAUAAUUAAUUACAUAAGGCUACAUCUCGGUGCCUUAGUACCUAGACACUCGAGCCCUAUUAAUUAUAUGGUUGUUUUCUACGAAACAACUUGUUUUAUUAGAUUUAGAUGAGCGAUUGCAUCGUGUCCAUUGCAAUUUUUUCAAACUGAGUUGAGAUAUCUACCGUUCCAACGAAAUAAUAAAUAUCCCCGUUUGAAGAAUGAUGGAGCAUUGUUUCAUUUUGUAUCACGAAAAUUCGUAAAAAGGAUCGAAAUGGAAAUUAUUUCCAAUGACGUUUAACAUGUGAGAAUGCUUAUUAUUUCAGUUUACCACCGACGGUAAAAUGCCAUAAAAAAAUUUCAAAACCAAUUUGUAUAAAGUCAGUAUAUAAUAAACGAGAUGCGAAAUAAACGAGCGAAAUGAAUAAAGCCGGGCGUGGUAACGAUUCGAUUGGCUGCGAUAAAACGAAUAUCGGACGGAGAGCCAAUUCAAGAAAAAACGGAGUUGCCUGCGAUAUAAUCGGUAGAAAACUCGGAAGAGAGAAAAAAAGAUGUUAUAUAAAGAGUAAUUUAGGUACGGCAGGGUGUCGAACCCUCGAAGAUGCUUAGGAUAAUGUUAUCUUAUAAUAAAAACAAAUUGUCCUUUUGAAGGAGAAAAGGAAUAAAUAUUUAAAAUACAUAA